Molecule: messenger RNA, 1849 nt
Organism: Megachile rotundata (alfalfa leafcutting bee)
Lineage: Eukaryota; Metazoa; Arthropoda; Insecta; Hymenoptera; Megachilidae
Product: 17-beta-hydroxysteroid dehydrogenase 13
Cellular component (GO): lipid droplet
Molecular function (GO): oxidoreductase activity, acting on the CH-OH group of donors, NAD or NADP as acceptor
Source: RefSeq, a predicted model, not a curated record
AUACAGUCAUAAAUGUAUAUUAUUUGCGUACAAACAAUUACAAGGUUAAACGUUUGAAACUUUAUAAUUUCUUCAUGAUAUAUAUUCGAUUUAUCUCUUUCCUGGACGACUAUAAAAAUUCAAUGUCAUUUCAUUCAAAUUUUAUCAGAAAAGAAUUUGCGCAUGGAGAGGCAAUAGUACGAACGCCGGUUGAACUUCUUCAAAACUGUUUUUGGGCACGUGGACAGCUUAAGAAGAAACUUCAGGCCACCGAAAAUGCUAUUAAAACUGUAUUCUCUUUUCAUUCUAAUAUUGGAUCUUGUAACAUUGCUAAUUGGUAUAGCGUUUGCUAUUUUAGUUGCAUUUUAUAGAAUGAUUAGGCCUCCACCUUUGAAAAGUCUUCGCAGAGAAACUGCAAUGGUGGUUGGUGCAGGACGUGGAGUAGGGAGAGAAUUAGCAAUUCAUUUAUGUCAAUUAGGGGUUAAUGUUGCUUGUGUAGACAUCAGUGUUGAAAACUGUUAUGGUACCGUACAACAAGCAUCUAGAGCUUUAGGAGUAGCUAAAGCAUAUAUUUGUAAUAUAACGGAUAAAACCGAAGUAGCUCAUACAGUGAAUAUUAUUCAAUCAGAGUUAGGUGAAAUUACGAUGCUUUUCCAUUGCUGCAGUAUACCUAGUCCUAGAGCGUUACUUCAGGAUCCACCAGAAAUAAGGCAUACAAUUGAUUUGACAGUUAUUAGUCACUUCUGGUUGCUGGAUACAGUUUUACCAUGUAUGGAACGCGCUGGCAAAGGACACAUAGUAGUUUUGUCGUCUGUAGCUGGUCUCUCGGGUGGUGCUACAGGAAGAAGUAGAGUUCCAUUAUCAACUGCACAGUUUGCAGUUCAAGGAUUGGCUGAAUCAUUACAUACUGAACUAAGACAUUCUAAUAGUAACAUCAUAAUCACUUUAGUUCACGUUUAUCCGUUUAUUGUAGGCGCUGAAGUGGCGAAAGAUAUUCGUUUCAGAAUACCGAGUUAUUUCGGCACGAUGCCAGCUGCAGAAGCUGCUAAACAAAUCUUAGACGGUGUUCGGCGAAAUUACGCCGAAUUUAGUGUACCUGGUUAUUUACUCUAUUUGGGACAUAUUCUUAGGAUACUUCCAAAAAAAGCAUCAUUUAUGUUACGCGAUCUGUUAGACACGGGCGUUGAUUUUGGAUGAUAUUUACAUUUUUUUUCUUUCUUAUUAAAAUAUAGACAUUAAUUUUGAUUAUACCGUUAACACAUAUGCAUAUAUUGUGGAAGAAUGAGGGAGAAAAUUGUCCGUGGUUUUCACGCGAAAAAGAAUAUCGAGUUAUAUAGAAAUGAAUGUUUUAUUUUUCGCUUUUUUUUUCUUUUUUUUUUGUAUGACUUAAUCAUCGAGAUAAUUUGUAAUAAAGAUCAAUUUUUUUUUUUAUACCUUUUUGUCUCAUGAAUGUGAUAUGAAACCUGGUACGUACGUACUUUGUUACAUACGUAUAUGUACAUACAUUGAAUUAGCUAUGAAUAUCUUAUAAAUAAUUUGCUAUUUAAUAUGAAAAGUAUAUGGCAUAAUUAACAUUUAGGUAUAAAGUAAUAACUAAAAUUUUUAUACUUACUGUUAAGCGUAUGAUAUCUAUAAGUCAUAUACAAAAAUUGUAAACGCAAUAUAAAUCUUAUACAUGUAUGGUGAUUUAAUGCGAUGAAAUAUAUUUUUUCAUAUACAAUAAACUAUACUUUGGGUUCAAUCUUAAAAAAUUUCGAAAUAUAUAUACAAUGUAUGUGUAUAUAUGUACAUUUAUAACGAAUCGUAAUGCCUUGUUGACAUUUUUGUAGAGAGAAUGCCGAAUAUUAAUAAAUAAAUACGUUAUUCGUUA